Trametes versicolor FP-101664 SS1 is the source of this 387-nucleotide messenger RNA. RefSeq lists its product as uncharacterized. NCBI's taxonomy places the organism in Eukaryota, Fungi, Basidiomycota, Agaricomycetes, Polyporales, Polyporaceae. The record is from RefSeq and is a predicted model, not a curated record. The annotation marks the transcript as partial. The transcript is spliced from 2 exons.
UUCAGUCCAAACCCAGGUACCUACGCUGUGAUUCGAAUGGAUCCAGUCGCCAUGGUCAAGGAAUUCAAUGAUCCUGAAGCCCUAGUCGCUGCGGAAGCCCUACAGACAAAGAAAUACCUCGUAUACCUUGAUUUCGAGAUGGAGCUUCCUUUUCCCAACCGGCCAUGGUAUCGGUACACCGUCCUACCAGUCGCCCCCUCGCUACGCCCUGAGGACAAAGCCGAGGGAUACGCUCCCGACAUGUGCGUUCCCAUCUUCCCAAACACAUCCCAUCCGCGGGGACGUACGCCCCUACGCACGGAGCCCGUAUUCCCGUACGACAACUGCUAUCAUUGGGUACAGUUCCAAACCGACAUUCGCGUCCGUGCGCGACCGGAGAAGUUCGAC